Molecule: messenger RNA, 1707 nt
Organism: Lycium ferocissimum
Lineage: Eukaryota; Viridiplantae; Streptophyta; Magnoliopsida; Solanales; Solanaceae
Exons: 4
Coding region: 1-1707 (568 amino acids)
Source: RefSeq, a predicted model, not a curated record
AUGGCUGAAGACUCAGAACUGUGGGAUAUCAUCUGUGAUGGCCCCUGUAUUCCAGUACACAUAAGUGAAGAUGGUGUAAAAACCACUGCCAAAACAAGGAAAGAAUGCAAUGAUGCUAACAGGAAGGUGAAGAACUCCAAGAUCGACAUGCUCACCACAGAGUAUGAAAUGUUCAAAAUGAAAGAGGGAGAAUCUAUUCAUGAUAUGCACACUAGAUUCACCUCUAUUAUAAAUGAGCUUCAUUCACUGGGAGAAGUUAUCACAACGGCCAAACUGGUAAUAAAGUUGCUUGGUGUGUUACCUGAUUCCUGGGAUAGCAAGGUAAAUACCAUCUCCGAAGCCGAAGAUCUCAGCACAUUGACUGUCGAUGAGCUCAAUAGAAAACUUAAGACAAAUGAGAUGAAGAUGUCUAUGAAGAAGGAAGAAAAGAAUGAAAUCAAAAGAGAAAGGAGCCUAGUUCUCAAAGCAGCUAGGGAAGACUCGAGUGACUACGAAUCAAAGUUGGACAGCUAUGACAGAACUGCAAGGAGGAACCAAUUUCCUGAUAAAAAGUUCAAAAGAAAGGAAGCUGCCGAUGUUAUAUUAAAACAAACACUUGCUGCGUUGAGGGACUCUUCCAGUGAGUUUGAAGAAGAUGAUGAAAGAAGGGUUGAUAAAAGGGACACAUCAAUGGUGGUCAUAGAAAAUGAAGCCUCUAAGUAUGAGUCAAUUUUUGAACUCAUGGAAAAAUCAGACUCAGAUGAUAGAGAUGACGAUGCAGAGGUAAAUUUUCUUGAGGUAAAGAAGAACCUGAGAGCCUACUAUCAGAAUAAACUCAUGUCACUGUCAGGCAUGCUAAUUGAUGCAUAUCAUGCUCUCAUCGCUGAGAAAGGUGCACUCGUUCAUGAAAUCAGUGAUUCUGAACUCGAAAGAGACAAUAUGUUGGUGUCAAUUAGAGAGAUGAGGGAACAAGUUGAUGAGAACAAUCAGCUGAAUAUUAUGCUGGAAAGGGAAUUGAAAAAAGAUAGAAAGGCGCAUCUUAAAGGAAAGGGCGAAGCAAGUAAAUCUCACUUGGAGCUCAAAGAUGAACUCAAAAAAUUAAAACUGAGUCUCACUACUGAGAUUGAGAGAAGCAAGCAGUUAAAGGAAGACUUGAAUAGAAUCAAGUUUGAUCUUGAUAGAGCUCUCAAGCGGACCUGGUCUUCUGAUGUGAUCACUUCCAUGUACAAAAUUAAGGGAAGUGAUAAAGAAGGAAUUGAUUUUGUGAAAGAGAAGACCCCUACAAUCCCCACAGCAAGUAUGUCUCCACCACCGAAAAUUAUUUGUACACCCAUUGUGGACGAGCAGGCCACUACAAGGAGUCUUGCAAAGAAAGAAUUGAAUCGGUUCAGAGGAACAGAGAGUUUAUCGAAAGGAAGUAAGUUUGGGUACAAAAGGAACUGGUUCUCAAAAAGAAGGACCUCAAAAGGAGAAAGGAAAACGAAGAAGGAAAAAAUAAAAGAAAAUACGAGAGAAGUGGAACGGGCUAUUCAAUCUGUUGCUCAAAAGAGGAAGAGGGCCAGCACAAGCAAGGAACCAGGUUCCUCUAAGAGGAUGAUAAAUGCAUCUGAUGAGAAAGAAAAGAAGGACUGGCAUGAAAGAACCAUUAGAAAUAUUAGCAUUCCAAAUGAGACACAUCUUUUUACUCCACCGGCUCCUUGCGUAUACGAAACUGAAGUGCCUGAAUAG